Messenger RNA from Drosophila serrata, 1868 nucleotides. RefSeq names its product Rab escort protein (gene Rep). Gene Ontology annotation, cellular component: cytoplasm; Rab-protein geranylgeranyltransferase complex; cytosol. Gene Ontology annotation, biological process: vesicle-mediated transport; small GTPase-mediated signal transduction; intracellular protein transport. Lineage: Eukaryota; Metazoa; Arthropoda; Insecta; Diptera; Drosophilidae. The record is from RefSeq and is a predicted model, not a curated record. Gene Ontology annotation, molecular function: GDP-dissociation inhibitor activity.
UCUCUAACCAGCAGCUGUUUGUGCUUAGAUUUGCAAUAAAUUCACAAUUUACUUAAUUUCUUCUAAAAUAUUAAAUUAAUUGUUUGCAAAGCGCUCCCCUAAGAUGUCGGAUGACUUGCCGGACCAGUUCGACCUGGUGGUCAUAGGCACAGGUUUCAUCGAGUCCUGCAUUGCCGCGGCAGCCAGCAGAGUAGGGAAGUCAGUGCUGCACCUCGACCACAAUGAGUACUACGGCGAUGUUUGGGGCUCCUUUACCAUCGACGGCCUGUGUGAGCGCUUGAGCAAGGAGUGCGGAGCCCACUCAACGUUGCGAAAUUGCAGUUACACCUGGCACGGCUCGGAGAAGGAACCCGAGACGGAAGCCAUGGAAGUCCAGGGCGGAGAACAGAAAUGGAACCGUGAAACCAUGCUGGCCAAAUCUCGUCGCUUUAGUCUGGACCUCUGCCCACGCAUCCUGUACGCCUCUGGGGAGCUGGUGCGGCUACUCAUUAAGUCGAACAUCUGUCGCUACGCCGAGUUUCGAGCCGUGGAUCAUGUGUGCAUGCGGCACAACGGUGAGAUCGUGUCAGUGCCCUGUUCCCGCAGCGAUGUAUUCAACACGAAAACGCUGACCAUUGUGGAGAAGCGACUGCUGAUGAAGUUCCUCACCGCUUGCAACGACUACGGCGAGGAUAAGUGCAAUGAGGACUCGCUGGCCUUCCGCGGCCGCACCUUUCUGGAGUACCUGCAGGCACAGCGGGUGACUGAGAAGAUCUCUUCGUGCGUUAUGCAGGCGAUCGCUAUGUGUGGCCCCGACACCACCUUCGAGGAGGGCAUGCAGCGUACGCAGCGAUUUCUGGGCAGUCUCGGUCGCUACGGCAACACACCCUUCCUCUUUCCCAUGUACGGCUGCGGGGAGCUGCCGCAAUGCUUCUGUCGAUUGUGUGCCGUCUAUGGUGGUAUCUACUGCCUGAAGCGAACUGUAGAGGACAUUGGUCUGGACGAAAAUACAAAUGAAUUUGUGCUGAGCAGCGCGGGGAAAACUGUGCGUGCCAAGAAUGUGGUAUCCGCUCCAGGUUAUCCUCCCGUUUCCAGCGGCACUGAAAUGAAGCCUCACAUAUCACGCGGCCUGUUCGUGUCCGCCAGUCCCUUGGGCAACGAAGAGCUCAAUAAGGGCGGCGGUGGCGUGAAUUUACUGCGACUUGUGGAGGCGGAAGGAGGACGAGAGGCCAUCCUGAUACAGCUGUCCCAUUACACGGGGGCCUGUCCAGAGGGAUUGUACAUCUUUCACCUGACCACGCCUGCUAUAAGCGAGGAUCCUGCCACCGAUCUAGCUGCCUUCACUAGCCAACUCUUCGAGCAAUCCGGCUCGGAUAUUAUAUUCAGCUCCUAUUUCACAAUUGCUACCCAAUCCAGUACAAGUACCGCCGGCGAGCACAUUUACUACACGGAUGCGCCUACUUACGAGGUGGAUUACGAUGCUGCCAUUGCUAAUGCCCGGUUCAUAUUUGGCAAGCUUUUCGCUGACGCUGAAUUCCUGCCGCGUGCCCCGGAUCCUGAGGAGAUUGUCGUGGAUGGCGAGGACCCCAGUGCCUUAAACGAGCACAGUUUGCCCGAGGAUUUGCGGGCGCAACUGAAGGACAUGCAGCAGGCCACUCAGGAAAUGGAUAUUCAAGACUAGAUGGAGGAAUAAUUAUAGGUCACAACGUUGCUGAUAGGUUAAACGAAGUUUUAAUCGAGUUUGUAUACAAUUCUUGCUUCAUAUAUUCCUUUAUAUUUAUUGUGUAAAUUAUUUAUAAUCGCUAAAAGUCUAGGUAUAUAUAAAUGUUUUUAUGUGAGUGCUUCUGUGCAUUUUGCUUUGAGAAAUAUAUAUAUCUUUUCGAAAAAUA